GUCAGCUUGUCAGGAAGGACUCUUCUGCAUGGAGUUUGUUUGUUAUGGUGUUUGAUGAAUCAAGAACGUUGUUUAAAAAAACAAAAAUUAUUUUAUUGUGGUGUACUACAGUAUCUGCAUGCUUCAAGGUCACAGUGAAAUUGUACAGCACUAAUAGUAAGGCACAGGGUUGCUUCUUGAACAACAUCGAUUGCUAUGAUCAGCCUAAAUGUAUAGAGAAGCGAGAAGAGCCAAAGAAGGCUCUUAUGUUCUGCUGCUGUGAGGGUGACAUGUGCAACCGCAACUUUACAUGGGAGCCUGUCUCUACCCACCCUCCACCCAGUCCAGUGCCAAAGCCUAUUACCAAUAGGAGCGAGGACGGACUGGAUGUAGUGGUAUAUACGUUGGUGCCUGUCCUUAUUCUUGCCAUCAUCAUUGCUAUUGUCUAUUGGUUCUACCGUCAGCGCAAGCUUGCUUACUUCAAUGAGCUUCCCACAAUUGAACCGCACCCAUUACCUCCACCCUCGCCACUUUUGGGUCUACGCCCCAUUCAGCUUCUGGAGAUUAAAGCCAGGGGACGUUUUGGUGCUGUGUGGAAGGCUCAGUACAAGACUGAUACAGUUGCAGUUAAGAUAUUCCCUAUACAGGAUAAACAGUCAUGGUUGUCUGAGCAAGAGAUUUUUAAGCUGCCACACAUGGACCAUGAGGAUAUCCUGCGAUAUAUUGGAGUGGAGAAACGUGGAGACAAUUUACAGGCAGAAUUUUGGCUAAUUACUGCUUUCCAUGAGAAGGGUUCACUGUGUGACUACCUCAAAGCUAAUAUUGUCACCUGGACUGAAAUGUGUCGCAUUGCCGAGUCUAUGGCCAGGGGACUAAUGCAUCUGCAUGAGGAGGUUACGGCCAACAAAGCAGAUGGCUACAAGCCAGCCAUUGCACACCGGGACUUCAAGUCUAAGAAUGUCCUACUGAAGUCCGACUUGACAGCCUGCAUUGCAGACUUUGGACUGGCUCUUAUCUUCCAGCCUGGGAAGCCAUGUGGUGACACACAUGGUCAGGUAGGAACACGGAGAUACAUGGCUCCUGAAGUUUUGGAAGGUGCCAUAAACUUUUCGAGAGAUGCGUUCCUUCGCAUUGAUAUGUAUGCCUGUGGCUUGGUACUCUGGGAGCUGGUAUCUAGAUGCACAGUUCAGGAGGGUCCUAUCCCAGAGUAUAUGCUUCCAUUUGAAGAGGAGGUGGGGCAACAUCCAACUCUUGAAGAUAUGCAGGAGUGUGUAGUACAGAAGAAAAUGAGACCCGCCAUCAGAGAGACAUGGCGCAAACACUCGGGUCUGGUGGCUCUUUGUGACACAAUGGAGGAAUGCUGGGACCAUGACGCAGAAGCACGGCUGUCUGCCUCGUGCGUUGUGGAGAGAGUGGCACUACAAUCUCGCUUACUGCCCACAGCUUUUACAACCAUCAGAAUGAGCCCUCUUGGCAGCGAAACUCCACAUAAAGAGUCCAGCAUGUAGAGACCUCAGCAUGCUUUGGACACUGGCACUGAGAUUGUUGCAGAACUAAAGUAAAUAGGACACAAGAUGAGCAGAGAACUGGCUUGAGAUCACUCAUUAAGAGUGUUUGUGGUAGCCUGAUAUCGCUGAGCGAUGGAAGUGACAUGUAUGGCGUAGGCAGAUGACAACAUGACAACAGAUACAAGAACCAGCAGUGGAUACAGGAAUGGGGGACAAAGGAUAUUAGAGAUGACAGUUUGCAAAGUAGACGGAUAUCGAGGGCCUGCUGCACUGUUUGGUGGAUGGACUUUUUUUAUCUUUUGAACAUUUACUUAAGUGAAAUUACAUUUAUUGUUCAUUCUUUUGCCAGGCAAACAUUUGAAUUGUGUGUCACUCAUUAUUCAGUUGUGAUGUUGUGUUGCGUGAAUAUUUAUUAGUGUGUUGACAUUUUACCCAUCCUUCAGCCUGUCCUUUGCUGUAGUGCAAUUCAGUAGACUUGGUAAUGCAUGUGUUCUUUUGCAUCAUGUUUCCCUCUUACUACUUUCAAAUAAUCACAACUCAACUAGUUGUCAUUCUUUCAUUACAUAUUUCGCAGUUUAUUACUUGAGGGGAAUGAAAUAUAUUUGUAAGAUUAUAUACUUUAUUUUACACAACUUGCAAGGCCUUGCAAAUGCAAUAUUAAUCUUUUUAAUCCAGCAGUUAGGUAUUUUAUAGAUGAGGGUUGUAAAUGUUGGAAAAUGCAAUAUAGGAUUUUCUUCACCAUGUUCCUAUAUGCCCGCAUAUUGCCAUAUUCUCUUCCACAAACUACUUGUUACAAGAGGUUUGGAAUUGCCUUUCCACUCCCAUGUAAUUAGACCAGAUCAAUGCCUCAGUACAAGUUAAUACAUAUACCUCCUGUUUGUUACAUGUUUGCAAUCAUUCCGUUAACUACUACACUUAAGUCUCUUGGUUUUAUUUUAUUUUUAAUGCAUUGUAAUAGUUACGACUGUAAACAGUUCUGUAAUCUGCAGUCCAUCCUGAUUACUGGUCACGUUAUGGUGUUCACUUAGACCUUUAAUUUUCAGGGUACUUAAUAUUAAUAUGAACAUGAGAGAAAAUGAUAUUUAAAACUUGGUAUAGUUCAUUUUAUUUAAAAGUUAUGUAUAUUGCAGGUCAUUGCAAGAAUAAUCAACAUUAUCGUUGUUUAAGGCUGUAGGUGUUCUGUAUUAUUAUUGCUGUUUUAUUGUAUUUCAUAUAUAAUAAUGCAUUGUCCAGACUGAAUCAGAGUUAAUAGUUAAUUUUAAUAUGUUUAUGCACUGGUAAAUAAGGUACAGACAAUUCAGUUGUCCAGUUUGUUUCCUAGGCACGCCGAUUCCGACAUCAGCCAUGUUUCGUAAUAGUUUUAGGGUGCUACAUUUUCUGUUCCCUUUGAAUAAUGUGUAAUAGACUGGUAGUUGACAAACAUACUCUCAGUUAAGGUACGUGGAUGAAACUGUGGCACCUCGAAGGUGCAGAGUUAUUACACCCCUUCAGUUGUUUAAAUUUGGAAGUGGUUUCCUUAAUUGCACAUUCCAUUUGUGUUUCAUACUUGAAAGGUUCUUGGCUUACUUGCCGUACCUCUUGAUUCCACUGUGCACACCAGGCAAUAACCAUUUUUAACCACAUCUGCUCUACAUAAUUGUAAUGGCUAUGCACAUGUAGGAAUGUCUGAAGUAGACGUAACAUUCAAGUAAAAAAAAAAUAUAUGGAAAUUUGUACCAAUUUAACCCUUUAAAGCCCAUGUGGUGUCAAUAUGUACCACCUUCUUCAACAAUCAGUAACUGUGCAUUUUGUGUAUGUGUUUCGUAUGAUUGUCAGUGAGAACUGUUUGCUUUUACAUACAAACCGAAUUCUUAAAUAAUAGUUAUAUGAGCUUCAUCUUCAAGGUGUUAAAAGUAGUAUUCUAUUCAAAAAUAACUACUAUAAAUAUUACUGAUGAGUAGAGGAGAAACAUAUGAAGGGAUCUGUAAUUACUGUGAAUAAGCAGUUGAGAGCGUUAAUGAAUAAAGGACAGACUUGUUUUCUGAAUUGGUACAACCCUUGAAAUAAUGUGUUUCUAUGUGUAAGGAAGCCACUUUAAAGAGGGCAGCAUUUUUAAAUUAUAAAGUUCUUUUUGAAAUCAGUUCAGAAACUUCAUGAUCAUAUUCAUACAUUAUUUAUGGUAUUUUAAUAUUUAAUAGAUAAUAAUAUGAUUUUUUUAGAACAGAGUAUAGCUUCAAGCUAGAGGUGUGUAGUGUUUACAGCAAAUCAUGUUGAGUAAAGGUUUUCAAAGUAUGCUGACAAAGGGGUUAAACAAGCUAGACAUUUGCCUAUUGUCCUGUCUCUAGCCAUGGCUUCAGCUGAUGUGCCCAAUUCUGUCAUCGAUGCAGGUUUAAUAAUUAUGAUAUUUUCUUAUUAAGAAAAAUGUUUGUUAUUUCCUUAAUGUGUGUUCCAGGCAAGUAUUUAAGCUUGGCAUCUGUGUGGUCAGGCAUAAAAAAAUAUUAUUUGUGUUUACAUGUCAUUUUAUAGAACAAAAGUUUUGCUAAAAAUAGAGAACCUUUCUAUAUAAGAAAGGAUAACAUAGACUUUGUUUCUGUUAACAAGAUAUAUUAAUGCCAUAUAAUGUAUGCAGUUGAAAGAUGUUAAAUAAACUGAGGGUCUGGUCUGUUUUUUAUGUGUAGUGUCAAACUGGUAAACAGAAGACUUGUGAUGAUUGAUUGACUUAUAAGAUUAAAGUGCACGGAAGUGUUAAGAUUUUAUAUUUGGUGCUCAGUAAGAAGAACUUAAGUUGAGCCUAAUUUGUAAUGACUUGAGCCCUUCCCAGAAAGCACAAAAAUGUAGAACUGAAAAAAGUUUUAUAUUUUUAAGAAAUAUUUAGAGAUGAAAUGAUAAUUUGAAUUAUGAUUUUUUUUAAAUGAGGAGUUCAUUAAACAUGAUACCUGUGAAGAUUUUGAAGAUGCAAGUUCUUUCCCCCUUAUUAUUAGGACACAAAGUUUAUGUAUGGCUUUCAUUGCCAAUAUUUGUACUAUAUUACAUGAAUAGCCAGUUUCCAAGAAGUGUUUGAACCAUAGUUUGGACUUCAGUUUUUUUCAAUGGGAAUUAUAUUGAUUUGUCCUUAUUAUGAAACUGCUUCUUGUGUAGUGUGUUCACAGUCUUUGCAUUGAGUUUAGUAAAUUCCACGCAAAUUAUUAAUUUUCUGAAUAUAACUAUUAAGCAGAAAUAAUUAUUCUGAAUCAAAACAGAACUUCUUGUAAAUGUGCUCUCCACCUUCUCCUGUUCUACUCUUCUCCUAGACACACACACACAUAUCCAAAUUUUCAUUAUGAAACAUUUCUGAUUUGAAUUUUAGUUGAACUUGCCCUUAAAAGGAAGAUUUGAACUUGACAGAAUAUGAUUUAUAGAUGCCCAUCAAUACAUACGAAAUACAAAUUAUGCUAGAAGAUGCAGACACGAAGAGCUUGAGAGUUGCUAACUAUUUAUAUGAAAGGACAAAAAAUAGAUUCACUGUUGUGUGACAAGUGCAUAGAAGAUUUGAAUGCUUCCAAAAUGUUAAGAAGCUCCUUUAAUCAUCAAUGAUUAUAGUAUUAUUGUGUGCCAGCUGACAUUACAAAAUAAAAUUUAGGCCUAUGUUAGUUAUGAGGUUACUGCAGUAGGGAAACCUAAUUUACCAUUGUUAAAGAGAGAUGAUUUUUUUUUUCAUUUGGGUUUGAAAUAUGUGGCAUUUUUAAUUUUGUUUAAAAAGUAAUUCUACAAAUUUUAAUUUGACUGAAUGUUAAAUGUAAAACAUGAAGUGUGUUAUUGUUCUUUUACCAUAAAUUAUGUAUUUUGAAAUUAAUAUUAGGUAAUCAAGGUUCUGCUAAGUUUUUAUGUGUGCAACAAAUGUCUGGUGUGUUCAGGAACUGAAGUUCUGUACUAGGUGGCGUUUUUGACAGAAUUGUGCAUAUUGCUGUAAAUGUAAAGUCCUGCUCUUUUCUACCUCCAGGUUUUUAUUUGUUUGUUUAGAAGGUUGUCAUUCCAGAAUUUUGGUGUCUGCUUUGAGUGAGUGCAGAGAAGAAAUAACCUAGUUGAUAUCACUACUAGUGACAUAUACUUUUCUUUUGUCAAUAUUGAUGCCAGAGGUGUGAAAGCCAUCUGAACAUCAGGUUUGUAUCUUGUCCUGCAAGAGAUUAGUUUCCUCACACUUUAUUUAAACAUUUUGUAGUCAUCAGAAUCAUGUUAAGAUUUAUUUAUCCUCUUGACAUGCUAUGUUAAGCUGAAUUCAAAGCAGUGUUGUAUAUAAACGAGAUGUGUUCCACUGCCAAGCCAUUCGGUGUCAAUAGUGAGGUUAAAUUUCUUGAAUAUUGUUGAAAUAUCAAGAUUUUGUAAAGGCCUGUCAUCAACAUAAGUUAUGCUGCAGUGCAGUUUAAUAUUAGUCCUAAAAACUUUCAAUUUAUUCAAAUAAAUGUAAUAGCAUCUGUUGAUAUGUAUAUAAGCAUCAUAUUUACUUGUAUAAAGCUGUAUGAGCACUAGCUUCAACAGAAUUUUGAGCCCUGUUGGUACGACAAUCUUCACACAUAUGAUCUGUUGCCUUUUUUAUUGUUGGAAUAUAACUUUUGAAAUGCUGCUUCAUGAUUUAAGUUCAUCCUUUUUUUUUACCUGAAUGAAGGCACUAAUAAUAUGCCUUACAGUUUUUUGUGUACAGGCAUUGAGUGUGACAAAAAUAUUUUUGAUGAAACAUUACUGUAGUUUGGGUGUGAAUGCUGAAUCUUUUAGUAAGCAGUAUUUACACUGGUAUUUAUCCCUGCUGUUAAACUUGCCCCUGAUGAGUAUCGACUUUCCAGUCAUGGAUUGAUCUAUGAAAGUACCUGAGUACAGAGGUUGAAACAAAGCCAAUUUCAGAAUCAUGCGGGGGCUAUAAUCAUUACCACAAGUGCCUAGUAUUAAAAUUACUGCAUAUAAAACAAAAAAGAUACAAAAAAUACUUAGGCCCCCCAUGCUUUUGAAAUUUAUAUUUGUGCAUUUCUCUUCAGUUUUUUUUGUCUUGACAGUAAACAAACUUUUCAUAUAUAUUUGUUUUGCUCGUUUGGGUUUUAACAUGUUGCAGGUUAUAACUAACAUUUUAGAGGAGCACACCUCUGUGCAUUCAUUUCAAACAUGGUACCCAUCUGCAAGACAAGACCUUAUCCCCAGAAGACCGUAGUAAACAUCUUCACCACCAGAAGAACCUCAGAUUUUCUUUUCCUAUUCCCAGCCUACGGGAAAUAAAGUUGUUUGAUGUACAUAUUUCCCUUCUCAGGUAGCUCUCAAGAAUUUCUGAAAAUACUUGUGCUGUAAUGCGUUGUGUGACACAAGCAGGAAAUGAUAAUUUUUGUAUAUGAGUUGAAGCUAGAUUCUGCUUUCCUGUCACAAAUGAAACCCUGAGUAGAAGUUGAUCCACACAGUAUUCUGUCCAUAUGGCCUAAUCGACAUGUCUCACGGAAUAGACGUAUGGCAUUGUGCCAUUCACUUGCCCACUUCAUAAUUGUUUAUUCAGGAAUAUGAUAAUUUCUGAUGUCAUGUAAGGAACAACUCAUGUAGAAUUUGAGGUUCUCACUGCGGUGUGUACAAAGGUGCUGUCAUCUGGGUUGUAGCACCAUGUAGCGUGGUGGAAGUUUACAAACAUUUUAGAGGUCCUUACUGCCCCCAUCAUUAGGGUUGUGAGGAUCAUUGACCUGAAACAUUGGUAAAUAACUAUCAGACUACAUGGUGCUUCAACCCAGAAGACAGACAUCAUUAAUCCAUGAUAUUGCCUUUAUGUUCAUCUGAGUCUGGAGGUAAAAUUCCAAUAUGUAGAAACAUUGUCAACCAUCAUUUUAGAAUAAGAAAUGUAGCUGUGGUUUAAUGAAUGCAUGAUUUCAUUCUAAAUUUAGUCAUUGGUCCUAGGUAUUUUCUCCUCAUUGUGAUAUUGUAUUUCACUAAUGCCAUUCUUACAUGGCCUGUUCACAGUGUCUCUGGUUAUCUUCAGAAUUGUCUGUUUGAUGUACAUAACAUUCUUUAAUUUGAAGAUUGUGCUUAGUACGUCUAGAACUUAACAGUGCUUAAUUUGUGAUAGAUCUAGCUGAGUGUAAGAUUUAGAAACAUCAUAAUAACUAUAAUAAAACUAAUUAUAAGGGUUGGCAAUAAAGUGGCAACACUGCUGUAUGUGUGAAGAAUCAUACAAAGGUUGUUGAUCAUGUCGUUUGCCUGUAGCAUUACAGGCAGCUAGUAUGUUAGCUGUUAACACUUGUGCUCACAAUGCAAAGUGUUUGCAAACCUGCAAAGUUAAGUUGUCAUAACCAGCACUCUGAAAUCAUGUUUACAUAGUCAGAACAGUGCUCCUGGAAAAGAAUUUAUAUUGCAUGAGACUUGUAUUGUAGUGUAAAAGAUUGUUGGUGAAACCCACAGUAAUCGUGCAGCAUUGAAUCUUUACCGUUUUGGAUUGUCAAACAGUUGUCAGCAUUUCACAGUGGGUAGGGCAGGACGAAGGAUAGCAUUGUGCAGUGUGACUGCUAUUCUGAACCAGAACAUUUGACUUAUGUGGCCAUUCAUGUGGACUGAUGGCAGAUGUUGCAUGAGCAAGCCGUGAAGUGGCAUCUCACAUGCCGAAAGAGAUCCUUUGAAUGUCCAUGUUUACAUCAUGUUGGGGUUCACCAUCAUCUGUGUAGCAAAGGUAGCAUCAUUAUAGAUGUGAUUAUCACAUAGAACAAUACCACAGUCCCAGACCACAUAGCCAUGGAUGAAAUUCACGUACUAUCAUACAAGCCCAAACUGAAAUGACACUUGAAUGAAUGGCACCAUCCAGAGUCUUGUCAUUUGAAGGAACUAUGCCAAGAACCAACUAAUAUCAGAGUUACGCUGAUUAUUGUGGUGUUAAGCACUCGUAAUGUUAUAGUCUACAUGCUGUCCCACAUGACCAGACUUUCAGCAAACUGUGUGGUGGUCUGGGUUGUGAUGCCGCGUGGACUUUUUGGUAGGUACCAACAUUUCAGAGGAACAUGCUGCCUUAAUGUUCUGGCAGAAUGUUGGUACCCAUCUGCAAGCCCACGCGGCAUCACAACCAAAAAGACUGUCUUUGACACCAAUAAUUUUUCAUGACAGUACACAUGUAUGUGGCUGCCAAGGCUGAUGUGGUGGCUGUGGGAAACUUUUGAACACCCAAAAUAUUCAUUGGACAUGAGCUCGUCCGAUUUACUUCUUUCAAGAGCUGGAUGAAUCUCUGCGGGGGAAGUAGUUUUGCCAGAGAGAAAAAAUCCAGUAAGAAGUGAAAAAUAUUCAGUCUGCGUGUGGCAUCUGUCGCCUUCCAAGAGUGUGGGAAAGUGGUAUUAGUGUCACUCCUGGCUCAUGUGUUCAUCUGGCAUGUUGUUAUUACUGACUGCAGCGUAAUGAAAAGUACGGUGAGUGGCAUCCAGUGAAGUUCAUGACAAAUUUCAUGAAAAUGUGUCAUUUGGUUCAGAAGCUGGCAGAGGAGGCAAGCACAUAGACUUUAUUUUAUUUUUUUUAGGAAAGGAAAGUUGGUUAAAAUAUGGUUAUGUUACAAAAUCUUGUGAUGUUAUAAAAUUGUGUUAUCUGUUUACAAACAAUUAUUUGUCUUAGUUCCUGGAACCAUUUCAUUACAAAUUAAGCUCUGGGAAUUAUUAUUAUAUUUGCAAGUAUUGUGACUUUUCUUCCAAUGUGGCUUUUACAUCUUUCUCAAAGGUGUGCAUAUUGUGAAGAAUAUAAAUUUAGUUAUCACAUCACAUGCAGAAUCUCCGCAAUUCAAAUGUUGCAGCCACACUUUUUACAUUGUUUAUUACAUGUAAUAAACUGUCACUCAUAGCAAGAAUUUCCUUAUAAAUACAUUUUCAGGAUGUUUCAUUUGCUGUGUUGAACACCUCUGGCAUUAUAUAUUAACAGUUUUCGUUUCUCCAAAUGUGGAACAUUUGGACAGUAUUAUUAAUCAGUCUCAUUCUGGUAUAACUCUGUGUGUCUGAUUUGUAUAGUUGUAAAGAUUAUAGCCUUUAUUUAGCCGUAGUAUGUAAUUUUUGUAGACAGGCAAAUAGUAUAUAUCUGUUAGUUUUUUACUUUGUAUGGUUCGGCUAUAACACAAGUGAAGUAUUAAGGAAUGCUGUUUCAUAACAGGUCUGUUUAGGAUGUAACGUGAUGAUAUGUGGCAACAGAGCACAAAGAACUCUAGGAAUGUGGUGUAGGAAGAAGCCUUCAGCAUUUGAAUCAAUUGUUUUUAUAAAACGGUUUAUCUGUAAUGCAGGAUUUAUCAAGAAUGUAACUGUUGUGUUCUAUCGGGAUAUAUGGGAUCUUGUAACAAGCAUAUGUUUAUGUUGUGUUAAAGUGUAUUGGGGAUAUACCAUUUGGAACGUAGUUGUUACACUCUGAUGAAUUUGUAGUUUGUAUGUGUGUUCAUGUGCAAGAAAUUUUUCUUUCAUUUGUCACUUGCCCUGUUAUGAAGAUUGGUGUUAGAAUAAGAUUCUGUACUAUAGCAGAUUGUGAGUAGUUGACAAACCCACGACUCUUCCUUCUACCCUUCUCUCUCCUUCCACUGUUGCUCCUUAUUAUCGCUGAUAUUCACAAUUCUCACUGGGCUUUUUGUGGUUGUGAAUGUGAGAGUUUGGUCCCUUAUCAGCAGCAUCCCUGGCCCUUGAUUUCGUUCCCGUUUUGGGUUAUGAUUCCCAGUGGUGAUUGUAAAUGUGAAUCCCAAAAAUAGGUGGGUUCCCAAUUGUUAUUGCAACAGUUUCCCUUAACAUUAAAAAUGUAACUUGUUCAGUAGUCACAAGACAAAGAAAAAAAAUCCAAGUGUUUUAAGAAUAUAAUGUAAUAAUGUUAAUAAUACGUGUUAUGGUUUUUGCUCAAGAGAUAUGCCAUUAUGUCUUGUAGGAAUAAGGGCUGAUAAAUUCAUAUGUAAGUUCUUUUGUAGUUUUAGUAUUUGAAACACAGGUGGUAAAUUUGAAAAUGGUUAUAUAAUUGGUGAUUUAUUGGAAUUUUGAGGAUUUACUAGUUAUUUCACUGAAUAAUCAAUUGCCAUUUUACAGAGUUCAGUGUAAGAGUCAGCAAUUUCCAUAAGUUAGCCGGUUCUUAAUGUUCUCUGAAAUCGUCAUUCAAGAGGGCCAGAGAGAUUUAAUUAAUUAAUUGUUUUUAACUGGCUUUUCUUCUCACAAAUACACUUUUCUCUCCUGUGUCUAAUGGCAUACAAAGAGGGAUGGGAACAUAAUGCCAAUAAUAAUUUAGUGAAAGAAGAAAUAAGCCAGAAUUUAAACAACAAAAAUAUUUGAAAUAUGCUCUCACAAUACUUGUAACCAAUUAAUUAAAUUGUUCAAUGGGCUGUUUUAAUUGUCUUCAGUUUGUAUCUGCAUAUCUGUAAAUACUACAAAUAACACUUAACACAAGUUUGUAUUAUACUCUUACUGUUACUAUUACCACUACUAUUGUUAGUAUUACUACCAUUAUGCGUAGAGGUAGACAUACCGGAGUGUAUUUUUUUGGCUCUAGUAUAGUAAAAAUAUGUACCAUAAAGAUUAAUAAUAAUAAUAAUAAUAACAAUAGUAAUAAUAAUGUAUUAAUAUGAUAAUUGUAUAUUCCUUUACUAAACUGUUGUUGAUAUAAGGAGUAAGUACUGAUUUGUUAUGGCAAGCAGAGAGAAUUUUUAUCUUUCAGACUGCAUUCACUUUAAAGGACAGGCUCUUUUAAACUUGGCUGCACGAGUACAGUCUUUAUCUUGAUUGAAAAGUUAUAUGACUGUAAAUGGGAUAUAUUUAUAGCGACACUUAUGUAGUGGGCAGCAGAAAUUCCUGUGUAGUUUUCAUUUUCAUUAGACUUACCAGUGUUUCAGUUGGAAACAAAUAUCCAAGUAAACUAUUGGAAUAAUUUUUUUCCCUAAUUGCAGUGUAGAGGUCUCCAAAUUAGUGACUAUAGGUGCAGUACAAGUCUUUAUACAUCAUAUUCUGUUUUCUUCUCACCCUCAGACAUUCCCAUGAUGUUGUCUUGUAACUGAUUGUGAAGUUAUAUUUAUGUGAAUGGGAAUUACUACAGAAGUUUUGGUGAUAAAGGAACAUAUGUAAGUAGUCAGUAUUAGGUGAGAUUUCAGGUUCUGACAGCAGAAAGUAUGAAGAUGGCUUUCUUUCAAGGUCAUUUCACUGAGUAGUCUUGUAGAAGUUUACUGAUAUUUCAGAGGUGGUUGCUUCCUCUAUCAUUGGGGCAAUUACCCUGAUGAUGGAGGCAGCAGGCAGUCCUUUAUUUAAUCACAAACUCUUCAUACAUUACAACUCAGCAUGAUAAUAUCAACUUACUGAAUUAAAACUUGGAUGGGCUGUAAAAUCUUCAAAAUGACACCAUAAAAAUUUAAUAUACAAAACUGGAUGAAUACUGUGUAAGAUAUGAGGUUUUCACAGUGAUGAAAAUUUGUCUUAUGAGUUAAGCCUAAAUGUAGGAUCUGAGGAUGGCUAUUUUCUGGGUUGGAGUGCCAUGUGGUCUGGCAAAAUUCUACCAGACUAUGUGGCACUCCAACCCAGGAAACAGCCAUCUUCUAAGUGUAAGUGAUUUGAAAUCAAUAAGAAACAAAUAGGAUUUGAGGUUAUAAUGGCAGUCUGUUGGGUUGUAGUGCCAUUAGCAGACUACAUGCCACUGCAACCCAGAAGACAGCUGUCUUCCAAGAAAAAACACUUACACUGUACAAUUCUGGAUGUAAUGGGGGGUAAUAAAACCUCUGACACAAAAAACAGAUCACAUCAGCAUGGCAUUGAACUUAUUAAUAAACAAACUGAGAAGUGUCAUAUCAUUUAUACUUAAAAAUUGUGAUCUGCCUCAGAAGUUUAUAAUGAUUAAACAUAUUAUAAUUAUUUUUA
This is a messenger RNA of Zootermopsis nevadensis, 12292 nucleotides long. It is a transcript of the gene put, whose product is annotated as activin A receptor type 2 punt. Gene Ontology annotation, molecular function: activin receptor activity; ATP binding; activin binding. Lineage: Eukaryota; Metazoa; Arthropoda; Insecta; Blattodea; Termopsidae. Gene Ontology annotation, cellular component: activin receptor complex; plasma membrane. Gene Ontology annotation, biological process: protein phosphorylation; activin receptor signaling pathway; cellular response to growth factor stimulus. The record is from RefSeq and is a predicted model, not a curated record.